UGCUCUCAACUUCCUGAAACCAUGAACGUGCUGCUGAUCAUCGUAAGUGUUGCCCUAAUGAUGGGCUCAUGCAGAGCUGGUCGUCUCUACGGCGGAGGACUUGGUGGCUUUGGAGGCGGUUUCGGUGGCGGCGUUGGUGGCGGAUUUGGAGGCGGAUUUGGAGGCCACGGUGGCGGCUUUGGAGGCGGAUUUGGUAGACGUUACUACGGCGGAGGGGCAAUCAUUGUUCCAGCCAUAGGUGGCCUAGUUAGUUCAACUACUAGCUACGGCUUUGGAGGUCAUGGAGGUUACGGUGGUUCUUUGGGAGGCUUUGGGGAUCACUAGGAGGUAUUGGCCAUGGAGGUUUCAUCGGUGGUAUUGGUGGCCAUGGUGGUAUCGGAGGCCAUGGUUUGUACGGUAGGAGAUAUGGGUAUGGAAAGUAAUUACAGCACUAAAUGAAAAUAGUAACGAAAUUUAAUGUAUAUAUAUUACUGAUCGCAAUAAUAAGACUGAUUUUUCCAUUGUAAAUAAUAAACCUUUUUAGGCAGUAUUUCCAAACGAGAAUUAUUUUAAUAAAAAAAUUAAGCAAUUUCUUUAUGAAUUGUUAUACAUAUUCAUGAUCAAUUAUUUUUUUCAGUUUUUAACUGCAAUUGUACCAUUAUAAAAAACUA
Messenger RNA from Cherax quadricarinatus, 650 nucleotides. RefSeq names its product acanthoscurrin-2. The record is from RefSeq and is a predicted model, not a curated record. Lineage: Eukaryota; Metazoa; Arthropoda; Malacostraca; Decapoda; Parastacidae.